This is a messenger RNA of Gossypium arboreum, 1836 nucleotides long. RefSeq lists its product as uncharacterized. The transcript has a single exon. The record is from RefSeq and is a predicted model, not a curated record. The coding region runs from base 1 to 1836 and encodes 611 amino acids. NCBI's taxonomy places the organism in Eukaryota, Viridiplantae, Streptophyta, Magnoliopsida, Malvales, Malvaceae.
AUGCAAGUUCAACCACCGUUGUUGGAGAAUGAGAUCACCAUGUUGUUCAUCAACACUCUGAAGGCUCCAUUCAUUACUCACAUGAUUAGAAGAACUACCAAAAGUUUUGCGGACAUAGUCAUGGUGGGAGAGAUGAUUGAAAAUGCCAUAAGUGGUGGCAAAAUUGAGGGGGAAGCGGCCAAAAGAUCAGCCCCAAGGAGAAAAGACAAUGAGGUGAACAACACAAGUAGCUUCAACUCGAAGGCAGUCACAUUUGGUCAACCCAAAGUAGCUGCGGUUGGGCAACAGGGUUCUCAAAGGCAGGAAUCGGGCACGAGGCACGAGAGGAUGCAAUUCACACCUAUCCUUGUGACGUAUCGUGAGCUUUAUCAAAGCUUAUACGAUGCACAUUCUAUUGCUCCUUUCCACUUGAAACCAUUACAGCCUCCAUAUCCUAAAUGGUAUGAUUCAAACGCCAGAUGCGAGUACUACGCUGGAAAAUCGGGGCACUCAAUUGAAAAUUGUACCGGAUUCAAGAAGGGCGUGGAGAGGUUGAUCAAGAUGGGGGUUGUGAAAUUUGAUAGUACCCCAAAUACUGAAAACCCUUUGCCAAAUCAUGACAAUCAAGGAGUGAACGCCAUUGGCGAAGCUAGUGAGAGAAGGAUGAAGGAAAAUGUUGCUGAGGUGAGGAUGCCUAUAAAGGUGAUUUGGGAGGAGAUAAUGAAGAGAGGGAUGAUAACCUCUAGGAGAGAGAGAGAAAAAAUGGGGAAUUACUGUGAGUUCCAUGGAGAAGAGGGUUAUGAGGCCCAAAAUUAUAAAGAAUUCAGAGCCUUGGUGCAAGGCUUUAUAGAUAAUAAAGAGCUACAAAUUUUUGAAGGUAACUCUUAUAAAAGAGAAAUAAGUGUGCUAGAAGAUGAACAAAAAGGAACCAGCCGGCCAAGGAUUAUUAUCUCUCUACCAGGGAAUAAUGAAGUGGGGACACUAGCAAUGCACAAGGUCAUUAUCCAUAAGCCUACUCCUUUCCCUUACAAGAAUAACAAGAGAGUACCAUGGAGUUAUGACUGUAGUGUGACAGUGCCGGAGGAAGAAAAUAUAGCCAGCGCAUCUAAAGACGUGCAAGUUGAAGGUUUCCACACGUGGAGUGGGAAGCGUUAUGAUACGAGAGGCAUCAGAGUGGAGCCCACAAAAACAAAAGGUAUCGAGGUUGAGAAGGAGAAAGAGAUCGAAGUACCCAUCAAUGAGCCGGUGAAGGAGGAGGAGGCUAAGGAAUUCCUAAAGUUCCUUAAAGAUAGCGAGUACAGCGUGGUUAAGCAGUUGCGUAAGCAGUCGGCUCGCGUAUCAGUAUUGGCUCUACUUCUAAGUUCUAAGGUACAUCGGGAUGCAUUGAUGAAGGUGCUCAACGAAACAUAUGUUACCCAUGACGUAUCCGUUAACAAGUUGGACCGAUUGGUGAACAACAUUAGUGCGGAUAAUUUCAUCUACUUUAAUGAUGAUGAAAUCCCACUGAGGGCCAGGGGGUCAACUAAGGUUUUGCACAUCACAACUCGAUGCAAGGGGUACACACUCCCAAGCGUGCUUGUUGAUAAUGGAUCGGCCUUGAAUGUUCUACCGUUAUCUACAUUGAAUAGAUUACCCAUUGACGAUUCUCACAUGAAAACAUAUCAACAUGUGGUAAGAGCCUUUGACGGUACAGAAAGGAUGGUGAUAGGAAGGAUUGACACCCCCUUGGAAAUUGGGCCAAAUAUAUACGAAGUAGACUUUUUGGUGAUGGAUAUCAAGCAUUCUUACAAUUGCUUAUUGGUAGGCCAUGGAUACACUCAGCGGGAGCGGUGCCCUCUUUGUUGCACUAGAAAUUGA